CUUCAAAUGGGGUUUCCCGAUGUUAUUUUAGCGAAGACCAAUGAAGAGCUAUUUUGCCCUCCUUAAAUGCAUUUUAAUAAUGAACUUAAAAAAUAAAUAAGUCUUUUUAGGCGAAAACUUGACAAGGAAAGAGAAGCGUCAUGAGUGUAGAGGAUACAGCUGAUCUGGCAAACAGUGGUUCUCACACAGAUGAGCAGCACCCGGAAGACAUUGUGGCCAUCGCCCCCUCCUUCCCCAAUAAGUGGGAGAAGGGUGAAAAAAUCGGAAAAGGGGCUUUCGGGGAGGUGUACAUUGUCAAAGAUCUGGAUAACCCUAAAGAGGAGAAGUUCAUCGUGAAAGAAGUUUUGCUGGUCAAUGCGCUCAAAGACCGGAAUCAGAACAUCAGAGAGCUAGAGAUCUUACAGUCUUUGAAACAUAAACGAAUUAUUCCUUUCUACGGCUGUACUAUUCUUAAAGGGAUCUUAAGCAUGUUUAUGGAAUAUGAGAAAAUGGGGCCAUUAAAGUUGUACAUUGAUAAAAACGGCGCCUUGCCUGAACCCAAGGUGCAACUCUUCACCAAACAAAUUCUGGAGGGGGUAGACUACCUCCACUCCCACGAUCCACAAGUCAUCCACAGGAACAUUAAAUGUGAGAAUAUAUUCCUGGAGGACGAGAACAACGUGAAGCUGACGGACUUUGGCUUCUCCAAGGUCCUACACGACCAGACCCAGGCCAGGUCCAACCACGGCUCCUACAAGUGGAUGGCACCGGAAGUCAUCACGGCCGUCGGCGACAGCCAUUACGACGUUAAAGCGGAUAUUUGGAGUGUGGGCUGUACCGUGGUGGAGAUGGUCACUGCCCAAACAAUCUUCCCGAAACUGACCGCCUUCCAGGCUCUCAUUAAGAUCGGCAACAACCAGGCACCAGAGUACGACCUUCACCCCACAUCUUCAGACAACCUGAGGCAGUUCCUGGUCCAAACGUUCCACCUCAAGCCAGAAUUACGCCCUACGGCUAGCGAGCUGCUGCGUCAUGUGUUUAUUGUUGGCCAGUAGAAUAACAAAUGGACUGAGUAGGUUAACGCAGAGCAUGAAAGCAGAUCUAUUACAUAUACACACAUAAACAUAUAUAUAUAUAUAUAUAUAUAUAUAUAUAUAUAUAUAUAUAUAUAUAUAUAUAUAUAUAUAUAUAUAUAAUGUGUGUCGGUAAACAUAGAUGAUCUUAAAAGACCCUAGGAGAUAACACUAUUUAGACCUAAUAAUAAGAAAAGACAAAAUUGUUUAUUAUAAUAUGUUUUUUGUAGAAUGCGGAAUAUAGAGAGUAACUAGACUACCCGUCAUCCGUUGGAUAACUCUGUGUUUCGGGGGUCAUCCAUCAAAAAACAUCACGUCUGUCACUCAGAGGCGUAGCGACCCUUCCCGGCGCCCGGGGGACAA
Physella acuta is the source of this 1415-nucleotide messenger RNA. RefSeq names its product mitogen-activated protein kinase kinase kinase 2. The record is from RefSeq and is a predicted model, not a curated record. Gene Ontology annotation, molecular function: ATP binding; protein kinase activity. NCBI's taxonomy places the organism in Eukaryota, Metazoa, Mollusca, Gastropoda, Physidae. Gene Ontology annotation, biological process: protein phosphorylation.